Messenger RNA from Drosophila mauritiana, 2547 nucleotides. RefSeq lists its product as uncharacterized. The record is from RefSeq and is a predicted model, not a curated record. The transcript has 2 exons. Gene Ontology annotation, biological process: protein peptidyl-prolyl isomerization. Gene Ontology annotation, molecular function: peptidyl-prolyl cis-trans isomerase activity; zinc ion binding. Bases 90 to 2309 code for a protein of 739 amino acids. NCBI's taxonomy places the organism in Eukaryota, Metazoa, Arthropoda, Insecta, Diptera, Drosophilidae.
GGGAUUGGCCAGUGCGGCGCCCAGUUACCAGCAGCAGCACACGAAGCCAUCGCCGCUGAGAGCCUCCGCCAGCAGUUGGCAGCUUAGUAAUGCAGCAUUCAAGUCGCGCCUGCAACAGCAACAGCUACUGCAGCAGCACCAGCAACAGAUACAGCAGCAGCAGCACGAGGAGCAGCAACAGGAGCAGCAGCAGCAACUGCAGCAGCAGCAGCACGAGGACGCAGCCCAACAGGAAGUGCAAGCGAAUAGGGAGGAAAGACGUACUGACAAAAAUGGAGUCCAUCCAGGUGCCAAAGGAGCUGAAAUCGCUGCUGAGCUGCGGUCAAUGCCAUCGCCCGUACGACCUGGCCACCGGUCUUCUGCCCCAGGAGCUCGUCUGCCAGCACAGCUUCUGCAAGAAGUGCGUGCAGAGAAACACCGACCACAGCUCGUCCGAGUGUAUCUGCAAUUUGUGCGGAUAUCGCACGCAGCUGCAUGGCCAGCAGCUACCGCAAUCCGUGGCCAUCAUGUAUCUGCUACGUGAGCUGCCAGCUUUGAUUCUGGGCAGGGCCAUGUUGGAUUUCUCGUACAAAAAGAACAGCACUAUUGAAAUUUCUAGUGAAGAAGCACCCAGCAGCCCGUCGAAAAACUGGGUGGAAGACAUCAACGUGGAGAGCUUUCUGGCCACCAGUAUGGAGCACUGUCUCAUCCAUGCCAUGCCGAACUCUACGUGGUGUCACACUUGCCAGCGUCUGCUGUGCCGCGCCUGCUCGGAUGUCCCAUUUCAUCAGCACCACGUCCUGGUGCGCAAGGUUGAUUACCAUGACCUUAUCCGCCAACUGCUCAAUUUCGAAAUGGAGAAGAUCAAGAGAACGGCUGUCCAUGCCAAAGAGUUGGCCACCCGCGAAAUGGAUCUACUACUCGAUCUGUGCGAAGCGUGCCACCGCGUUCAGUUGCAUGUGAAGCGUGAGAUGCUGGACCACCAUCCUAGCAUGGUUGCGUCCUCGAUGAUGGGUUGGCAUCGACUAGCUGAGCGGGAUCUGCAUCGAGCCGUUAGACUUACGGGAACAAAAAUGCUGCAGGUGCUCGCCCACUUGGCCUCACAGCGGCACAGAUACGAGAGCCAAUUGGACCAAGUGCACUUUCAGUGUCGAAUGCAAGCCGCAAUCCAGGAGAACGGGAUGCAGGUCCUGGACUUUGAGACUCUGAAUAACAGGAUCGCAUGGCUAUGCAGUAAUCGUCAUCCCGGCGCUAUUCCCGCCAAUGUGGAGCCACCGCAGGCGCUCAUCCUCACCAACUACUGUGUGUACGCCUACUGGUGCGAGAUGCAGCGCGAAAUGAUUACUCCAAGCCUUAGAAAUCUGAGACCGAAUCCAGAAUUACUGCCGCAACCCCGACGAGCUGUGGUGCCUCCGCAUUUCAAUAAUAGCUUGCGGGAGGUGGAGGUUCUGGAUUGUGUGCAGCAGAUCGAAAACCAGCAGUUUCGAACGCUCAGUGAACUUCCGUAUGAUGGUUCACACGAAUCCUCCUCGUCGCCGAACAGCAGCAGCAGUAUAAACAGCCAAAGCAAUUAUAUUGCUCUGGACAUGGAAUAUGGACUUCGAAAUUUGGUGCGCCAGCUGCAACAGCAGCCGGAGCAAGUGCAACAGGAACAGCAGCAGCAGCAAGUGCACCAGCUGACCCACCUAAUUCACCAGCCAGAUGCGAUCCUCGCCAACUCGGUGGAGCCGCAGCUAAUGGGUCAACAAAUCCAGGAUCAUUAUCAGCAGGAUGGCGGUACUAGUUCAUCGGUAAGCAUUGUGCGCCAGCCCAUCGUUCACUGUUACCCCAUCUACUUUCUGGACAUGGAAAUAGCAGGAGAACUGGCCGGGCGGGUCCUAAUUGAGGUGCGAUCUGAUGCUGCUCCCCGGAUGGCGGACAACUUUGGGGCGCUGGUGCGGCACGAACGGGGCUACGGCUAUCGGGGCUGCACCGUAUUUCAGGCCUGGGGAGGCGAGAGCAUCAUCACCGGCGACUUUGAGUCGCAGAACGGACGCGGGGGGCACUCGGCCUUCGAGAGCAGAUACUUUUUGCCAGACGAAACGGGAUUGCCGGCACAUCGGGGAACGGUUGGUAUGCGCAGGGGACAGCGGCGACAGGACAGGAGUGGAUUUGUGGGCAGCCAAUUCCGGCUGGUGCUCAACGAGAUGCGAUCCUUCACCGCCAUUUUUGGAUUCAUUGUCCAGGGCAUUGAGCUGGUGGACCGAAUUGCGGCCAGUGGCAAUGCUUUGGGUCGCCCGGCCCUUAGGAGCAUCAUCCGGAAUUGUGGGGAGUACCAUUUAAGCCGAUAAUAAGUCCGACUGAUCCAUUACCUAAUCCUACUUAUCGAACAACAUCAAACCGAAAGCUCACACACUUUGAAUGUACAACUCCACCAAAUAUCUAUUUUAUUCUUGGAAUGCAAAUCUUGGUAUGAUUUUGUAAUAAUAAACGCACUACUUGGAACGAUCAAUGUAAGACAGUUGAAAGUCGACAUUUUUAGCAACGCAUACAAUUGAGGUCAGCAACAGAAGCCAAUUUUUUUAACAC